AUGGCGGCAAGUGUGGCACUCUACCAGGACAAGUUCGUGGAGAUCUAUGCGGAUCACAUCAAGAUCAAGUCCUACUAUGCCCCUGUCUUUCGGUCCAAGCGAAUCAAUAUCGGCAAAGAGUGUCGAGUUUCUUUCGCCACUGACGAGGAACUGGGCUUCACAAAGGUAGACAGAAAAGGCUGGGGAAUGGCGUUGAACAAUGUUUGGUGGGCUCUGGACAUGAGGCGGGAAUUCGUUUUCGGAGGACCCAAGCACUUGGGCAUCGUCAUUACCGUGGGCAGAGACACCUUUCGAAAAGGUUUCAGCGUUGAGGAUGGAGAAGCAGCCGUGAAAGUCCUCGAGUCUUUGUCCUUUGCUGCGAGCUUGACGAAGAUUGUGGCGGAAAAAAGGGAAGAGCAGAAGGCCAGAGAGAAACUGGCUGCCAAGUGGAAGGUGGGAGCAAGCACCGUUCAGCACUUGAUGAUCCUCUCGCUGUGUCAGGCGCAUGAAGAGAAACUGUUGGAAUCGCUGAUUGACACCUUCAAGAAGAAGUGCAUGCGAGAGGCGGAGCUGGAACGCUGUGAAGCGUCCAUUAGCUUCGCAUCGCUGGUCAGAGAAAUCUCAGAGUUUCCGACUCAUGUGAUCGUGGACUCACAGCACCUGGUUGAGAACUGGGGCGAUGGAGCUGCUUCGUGGUGGUACUACGUGCCUUGGAGCUGCUUCUUUAUACAGCACACUUCAGCACACUCUAGGUGA
This is a messenger RNA of Cladocopium goreaui, 735 nucleotides long. NCBI's taxonomy places the organism in Eukaryota, Dinophyceae, Suessiales, Symbiodiniaceae. The record is from the annotation of a GenBank genome assembly.